This is a messenger RNA of Momordica charantia (bitter melon), 304 nucleotides long. RefSeq lists its product as uncharacterized. Lineage: Eukaryota; Viridiplantae; Streptophyta; Magnoliopsida; Cucurbitales; Cucurbitaceae. The record is from RefSeq and is a predicted model, not a curated record.
AAGGUCUAAUAUGGGAGAGAAAAUCUUUGGGCAAAAGGGGUUUUAGAGUUUUGAAGAUCAAUGAAGAGACAGAACAGUUUCUUAUCAUCGUCUUCUCAAAUCGAAAUUUCUUCCGAUAACCUCCGCCGCUCCAAAUCCUUCGGCUGCGUUUCCGGCCUCCUCCAUUUCCUCUCCAACAACCAGAGCCGCCGCAACAAAUCCAUCACAUUCGUACACAACAAUAAUCAAGAACUUCACGAUGCAAUUUCCGAGACGAAAUCGUCUCCAAUCCGCAUUGUUCCUCAAAAUGCCUCAUCCGAUUCGC